This is a messenger RNA of Medioppia subpectinata, 1167 nucleotides long. NCBI's taxonomy places the organism in Eukaryota, Metazoa, Arthropoda, Arachnida, Sarcoptiformes, Oppiidae. The record is from the annotation of a GenBank genome assembly.
AUGAACAUGGACGGCUUUCGUUGGGAUUAUGUCUCACGAGAGAAGACACUCAAAGGCUUUCCAUUGAUCGCUCAAAACGGUGUGUCCGCUAAAUACGUGAAUCCCAUAUUUCCGGCCAAUUCUUACCCCAAUUGGUAUGCAAUAACAACCGGUCGUUACGACGAGACUCACGGUAUGAUUCAAAACUAUAUGUAUGACAAUCAGACCGGCGAUCACUUUUUAAUGGGUCCGCACCCAAACGCCUCACACACUCAUUGGUGGACACAGAGUGAGCCGCUGUGGAUAACAGCUGAGAAACAGGGAAUUAAGACCGCUAUGUAUUUAUGGGACGGAUGUCAAGUGGCAUUCAAUGGCAUCGAAGUUACCAAUUGUGUUGAAUAUCAUACGGUCUCCGAAGACCAAAGCAAAGCAGAUGAAGAAACCCGAAACUAUAGUCAGAAAAUUUUAGACGACUUCGCGGACGAUAAAUAUAGGCUCGUAUUUCUGUACCACGAAAUGGUCGAUCACAUCGGUCAUGCCUUUGGACCCAAUUCUCCAACCAUUAGAGAAGCAAUUAAAGGAAUCGAUGAAAUUCUUUACGAUUUAUACGAUUCGUUAGCGAAGAGAAAGUUAGACAAAGAAGUGAAUGUUGUCAUCGUAUCCGAUCACGGAAUGACACAACUCGACGAUUUCAAACCAAUUGUUUUGGAAGAUCGUGUCGAUUUUGACAACAUCGAGGUAUUUCUUGGGGGAGGUUCUGGAGCACAGAUUACACCCAAAGCCGGCAAACUGGAUGAGGUCUAUAAGCAGUUACGUAGAGUGAAAGGCAUUAAAGUAUAUAAAAGGGACGACAUUCCCAAACAAUUUCAUUAUAAACACAAUUCAUUAGUUUUGCCUAUUUUGGUGACCGUUGAUAUCGGUUAUACUCUUCGAGCCCCUAUCAUUGAAGGAGUGGUAUAUCCUGCACAGCAAUCACAGAAAAAGCCAAGGGGUGGUAAUCACGGCUAUGACAUUAACGACACUGAUAUGAGAGGCAUUAUGUAUGGUUUUGGACCCGCUUUCAAGAAGAAUUUUAUGGCACAACCAUUAGAAAUGGUCGAUCACUACAACCUAUUCUGUCAUUUAUUGGGUAUUAAUCCCAUCCCUAAUAACGGAACCGAUAGUAAAGUGCGAGAAAUGCUUGUAAGC